CAGAUUAGCCUAGCCUGGGUCAGUUUUAUCUCCCACUCUGUAAGGUCAUUCGAUCCUGUUCAGUUGAUACAAGUGUUGCGGUGAUUUUAUUUAUUAGUAAAAAUGUAUUGUGAACUACCAAAGCUUACUAGGUGCUGCUUCUGUAUGCCUCUAAGACGAGGGCUUUUGAUUUUCGGGUACCUAAACAUAUUGUACUCAAUAUUCAGCGUGCUAAUCUUCACAAUCAGAAUAAUUUCGGAUGGGUACAUAAUGCCCAAUGACGUCAUCGAUAUCUUUGACAUAUGCAUGGAUAUCAGUUUUUAUUGUAUUGACAUUGUUUUCAACAUGGUUUUGAUAUAUGCAGCGCACAGGCAAAUUGUAAGGUAUCUCAAAAUUUUCUACUACUACACAUUGACCGUGUCACUUGCGUUGAUCAUUCUGACCAUAUAUUUCAUGUUUUCAAAACCUUAUUUGGUUGUUGACUAUGUGACACUGGCCUUCGUUAGAUGCUGUUUAAACGUCUACCUAAUCAUUUUGGUGAGAAGUCUUAUGGAAAAAUUGGAAAAUACGUCUGGCCUUACAUAUGAAAAUCAGCUCCAAGAAAUCAUUGCUGGCGAAAUAAAAGAUAGCAACACAGUUUACCCGAGCUUACCUGCUGAAACUGAAUAGGUUUUCGCAUAAUAAAUAAUUUGAGAGUUUUUUCGUUGCCCGGUCUAUGCAAACGUAAUUUGAUUAUCAUUUUGAUAUUUAAAAAAAUCGGUCAAGUGCGAGUCGGACUUGCACACGAAGGGUUCCGUACCAUCGUACAAGAAAUCUCAAACAAGUAUGAUAAAAAUUUAAUGCUCCCACCCCAGUCGACGUCCUAAUCACUAAUAUAGUCUUAUGUAUCUAAUUUUACUUACUUGUUUUUGUAUUUUUUUCCACUUUUAAGUACUUAAUAAAGAGUUCUAACUCUUUUAUGGCGUUAUACUUAAAAUUUUAUGCUUUAUGCGUACAUUAAUGUACAAAAUAAACAGUUAAUAAAUAUCGCAAUCCCCUAUA
Maniola jurtina (meadow brown) is the source of this 1020-nucleotide messenger RNA. RefSeq lists its product as uncharacterized. The record is from RefSeq and is a predicted model, not a curated record. NCBI's taxonomy places the organism in Eukaryota, Metazoa, Arthropoda, Insecta, Lepidoptera, Nymphalidae. The transcript is spliced from 4 exons. Bases 103 to 648 code for a protein of 181 amino acids.